AUGACGCUGCAAGGAUCUGAGCUGUUUGGCAGCAGCAGUGGUGACCUUCCUAUAGAGGAGUUGGAAAGUGGCAACCUCUUCCACGGAGGAGUGGAGAGCAAAAUCAGAUGCCGCAGUCAGGAUAAGGAAAAGGACUGCCGCCCAACCGCAAAACAGAGUGGCCCAGGGACCCCUGCUCCCCGUUCUCCCCGCCAUCCACCUCCACCCUCACCCUUACUACCCCUCACCAGCUCAAUGGACCUGGGCGCGCAGCGGGAGCGCUGGGAGACGUUCAGGAAGCGGCGGGGCCUCAGCUGCGAGGGCGCCGCCAAGUUCCUGCUGGACACCUUCGAGUACCCAGGCCUGGUGUAUCACACGGGAGGCUGCCACUGCGGCGCGGUCCGCUUUGCGGUCUGGGCCCCCGCAGACCUGCGCGUGGUGGAUUGCAGCUGCAGGCUGUGCAGGAAGAAGCAGCACCGACACUUCCUGGUGCCGGCCUCGCGCUUCACUCUCCUGCUGGGCGCCGAGAGCAUCGUCACCUAUCGAUCCCACGCGCACCCGGCGCUGCACAGCUUCUGCAGCAGGUGCGGGGUGCAGAGUUUCCACGCCUCUGUCUCUGACCCCGGCGUGUAUGGCGUCGCCCCGCACUGGCUGGACAAGGGAACAUUUCCCUAG
This is a messenger RNA of Zalophus californianus (California sea lion), 654 nucleotides long. RefSeq names its product centromere protein V-like protein 1. Gene Ontology annotation, molecular function: carbon-sulfur lyase activity. The transcript is spliced from 3 exons. The record is from RefSeq and is a predicted model, not a curated record. NCBI's taxonomy places the organism in Eukaryota, Metazoa, Chordata, Mammalia, Carnivora, Otariidae. The coding region runs from base 1 to 654 and encodes 217 amino acids.